Messenger RNA from Neoarius graeffei (lesser salmon catfish), 5582 nucleotides. It is a transcript of the gene pygo1, whose product is annotated as pygopus family PHD finger 1. The transcript is spliced from 3 exons. The record is from RefSeq and is a predicted model, not a curated record. NCBI's taxonomy places the organism in Eukaryota, Metazoa, Chordata, Actinopteri, Siluriformes, Ariidae. Bases 239 to 1657 code for a protein of 472 amino acids.
AGUUGAGACAAAGCUAACAUGCUAAUGGCGAGAGGGGUGUCGGGCUGUCCCUCUCACACAUGUCCUGCUCUAAUGUCCCACCUGGGCCGGGUUAAUACGAGUCCGGACACGGACUGAGCGACCUAGACACUCCGAAGACAAGUUUGUGUGUGUUUUGUGAGGAAAAGAGGUGUUAAAGGAAAGUGAAAUAAAGUGUUCCUCCCUGAAGUUUGGUAGUAGUUGCUGCUCUCUGGUGUCCAUGUCACACACACACACACGCACACUGAGACACAGCAGUGAUUUGCUGCUGCUAGAAAAAAAAGUAGGACGGAAGAAGAGCAUUUCAAUCUGUCCAACAUUUAAAGUUAAACAGGUUUUGGUUAUUUUUAGUCCUUGGAGCCAUGUGAGGUGUCCUGUAAUGUCCACGGAGCAGGAUAAAGAUUCAUUCUCGCUCAAAAGAAACAGAGGAGGUGACGGUGGUCUGGAUGGUUUAGGAGGGCCCGGUUUGCUCCUGGGGAACCCGGAUAAAAAGAAACGCAAGUCAAAUCCACAGGCUCCGUCAUUCGCGCCGCUCUCCGAAUAUGCGCCUCCUCCGAACCCGAGCGCCGAUCACCUGGUGGCGUCCAACCCCUUCGACGAUAACUACAACUCUCCUCCUGUGUCUCUGAAACCGCCGAACAACCCCAACCCCUACUUCGGCCCGUCUCACUACCCAGGGUUCAGUGGUUAUGGGCUGCCCCGAAUGGUACCGCACAUCCAGAACAGGAUGCCUGCUCCUUUUGGGUCCCCGUUUCAGAUCCGGACCCAGCCAAACCCAUUCGUCCAGAACCCGAUGGGCCCGAUGGGCUUUAACCGAGCGCCAGGGUUCAGCUAUGGGCAUCCUGAGAACCCGGCCUUCGCUAACCAGCCCGUGUUUAAUAACAACACUGGCAUGCACCAGCACUUCAGACCAGGUCCUGGAGAGAGCAUCAACCAGCUUUCUCUUUCCAGCAUGAACCAGAACCACGGUCCUGAUCCGAUGUUCAGCCCAGAGGUGACGAUGUCUGGGAAUCGUCCGGCAGUGAAAUCUGGCCCGGUUAUGAGCCCUGGACUGAACUUCGUCCAACCUGCAGCGCUUAAACAGGAACUGGGUGAGAGCGGAAACAAGAACGCAACGCCUCCACGGAAACCGAACCAGAUCUUGGAAGAGGGAGGUGCUCAAGAGAGCCAGGCGGAGCUUAAAGGGAAGAACACAAGAUUGAAUGUAGAAGGAGGCAUGGAGAAGAUCAACGGUGUCCUCCACCCCAACAUGGAGCCGUUAAAGAAAUCUCCUCAACCGGUCACGGAGAACAGCGCCGAGAGAAACCGGCGGCCCGCGCACAACAAAACCGGCUCAGCCAAUAGCAAGAGAUCGAGUCGUGUGAGUGGCUCCGCCCCGCCCGAGCCCUUGUACCCGUGCGGGAUCUGCCUGGGUGAAGUGAACGAUGAUCAGGAGGCCAUCUUGUGCGAGGCCUCGUGUCAGAAGUGGUUCCACCGCGUGUGCACAGGAAUGACGGAGACGGCCUACAACCUGCUGACCGCCGAGGCGGCCGCCGUGUGGGGCUGCGACACCUGCAUGGACGAGAAAGAAGGAGCGCAGCUGCUCAAAACCAGGGAGGGGUCCGGCUCGGCGACGGCAAACAGCGAGGGACAAACCUGAAUAACGCCUCCGUGUGUGUGUGUGCGCGCGUGUGUGUUUUCAACAUUUUAACCUUUUUGUUUUCUCCGAGUUUUCUUCAGAUGUCGAAAAUAAUGUGCCACGAAUGCAAAGUUGCAACUUUUUAUAAAUCGCAAAUCAGCACUUGAUUUUGGAUCUCGACUCAAUAACAAUUCGUAUUUAUCACUGAAGGAACUUAAACUUAUCCGGUACGUGACACGAGGCGUCCAGUCUGCAAAAUCGUAACGCAUUUCUCAUAACUCGAGUCUUGGUUAUUUGUUUGUUGAAGCCCCGCCCCUUUAAAUGUAAAGAUUGUGAGUGAGACUGGCUCGCCGGGUGACGUGACGAUAUGAUUUCAACAUUGCGAUGAAUUAUGUAACAAUUAUAGUUGUUUUUUCCAAGAUAAAAUAUUUAAAAUAAAAAUCACAAGCCGGUGAUUUUGAUGUUAAAGAAAUGUGUAAAGUUGUCAAUCCUUAAAAUCAGAAUCACAAAUACUUUAAUAAUCCCAAGGGGGAAAUUAAGUCCGUCUGCAGUAACUCGCACUCAAGAAGUCGAACAGGUUUGUUUUGACAGAAUUGUUUGAGCGACGAUUUAUUCUUAUCGACACUAAAAUAUUAAAUUCUUUUUUGUUUUUUAACGCAGCCGUAUUGGCCUGAGUUUCCCAAAAGCACCGCAGCACAAAGAUCAUCGUUAAAUGGUAGAGCGAGCAGCACAAUGAACGCUCUCUCUCUCUCUCUCUCGUGUGUAGUUAAGAUGCUCUUAGAGUUAAGAGGCUUUUGGGAAACCCGCCACUGUUCAGUAUAUAUCAUGAGGCAUAGUGUGUAUCGUAGAAACGUCGUGGUUGAGAUAGGUCACAGACUACGGGUUUGACGUCGCUAGCAAUGAUGACUGGUUCUUUAGGACGCGCAGAAACGCAGAUGGGUCGCGAGGCCAGCACCAGAGCGACAGAGUCGCCCGCAGCGGCGGUAGCCGAGCCGCCAUGGAAAUAUCCGGCCUCGUGAGCUCUUGUAUACUAUUCUCCUCUCCUAAUGAAGCACCUUGCACGGUAAGGUAAGACAAACGAUGUCGUGCCACCAUCAUGUUGUCUCUUUGGACCUCCAGACCUGAUGCCAAGUGGUGCACAAAAGUGCCACAGACCUGACGGGUAUGGAAGUUGCUCCACAGUGACAGCUGACUCGCUGAGAGCGAGUGAUGUCAUCUGUUGGCCAUUUGAGUGGCCCUUCCGCAGGCCAUCUGGUGGUGCGUCAUUGACCCUGUUGGGUUCAUCUGCCACACUGCACUGAAAAGCGCCCUGCAGCCAGCGCCUUAUUGGUGAUGUACUAUUUAACCCAUCGCUGGAACCCAGGCAGGUGCUACCACUCCGGGUCAGAGCGGACCUGGGAGCACUCGUGAUUAAGGGGUGACUCCAUUUUCCCCAAUGCUCAAGUCCUCCCGGACCUCAGACUCCCCACCGGUCGCAGUUUAAAGUCAUACUAACAGACUACGGAUUACAGAAAAGGAUACAGAAUUGGUUACCGAUUUCUUCCGGAUGGAUAAAAAAUGAAGACGUCUAAAACAGAUGUUUGGACUGCCGAAGUUCAUAAUUAAAAUAUCUUACCUGCAUACGUGCAGCCAGCGCUACGGGAUUGUUGUCCCGGAUUCUGUUUACAGAGCACGUAGAAACGGCGUUGAAAAGCCCUUGAUAUUUUUCGCUUGCCGAUCAACGAAUAAUCAUCUCAACAGCGCCCUCUACGGGAUACAUUCACCACUUUUAACAUCAUCCGAGUUAGCUGAGACAAGUAUAGAUCUUCCUCCUGCCAUAAAAGUCACCGAAUGACAUUUUGAUUUGUCGUCAAUCAGUUUUCGUGCAAUAUUCGCUUUGCAGCGCUGAUAGUCCACCACGUGUUUUCGUAACCUUCCGAGGAGCAUUUUGUUUCUCUGUUGCUCAACAAAUCCGGAAAAUUCGCCAAUGAUUUCCAGUCUCCUGAUGGAUUCGCAAGGUUCUGUAUCAUCUGUCGUCAGUGCCUGGACCAUAUUGGUUUCAUGCCAGAUUUACAGUAACGUCCUUCGGUCCAAUUUCACUUUGGUUUGUAUUUCCUGCAUACAGAGGCUUGGUAACGUAACGCAGCAGGUAGAACUCAAGAUCCAUCAUCUGACAGGAAAUAAUCUGGUGGACUGACACGUUUAUAUGUUUAUUAAUAUACUAUUGAUAUUUCACGGAAAAAAAAAUCACACAUCCGUGAGUAAAAGAUCCGUACCAUAUUUUUUGCAUUAUGCGUGAAUCCGUAUUCCGUGACUCGUCCGCAUUUUGUAAACGUUCUAGAAACGUUGCCGGGUAUCGCAGGUAUCGUAAUCGUGGUAUUUUUGUCGUAUCGCCCGUCCCUAAGAUCAUUGUGAAUAAUUAACUAGAUAAACUGGAAACGUAGCAUUAAAAGGUGUGUGGGUGUGGUACAGACUCAAACACCACGAAACAGUUGCAGUUACAAUCCCGAUACGGAUUUGCGAUUUGUAAAACAAGUCGAGUCGUGUUAUUUUUCUUUUCCCCUCAAUGAAUUUUUUUCAUCUGUCGCUCGUCUGUAAAAUCUCUCCUGAAGCUCUCAGUGAAGUCGUGGACAUAAAUACUGACGUUGAGGGUGUGUCCGUGUCGCCAUAAGUUUUCCUGUCGCCUGAGUAUAACUGUUAUCUCCAUUUUCCGCUGUCGAAACUUGUUCUAACACCCAUACCCCCCCCUCCCCUUUUUUUUCCUUCUUAUUUGGUCCUGGUCAGUUCCCGCCCCCCAGCCGGCUCUCCCUCAUCACGCUCAGAGGAAAGCGCUAUCCGCCGGCUUCCUCAUACCUGAGCUCACAGAUGGCUACGGUGUAUCGCUGUGAUUAACAGGAGAACGAGAGAGAGCCCCGCCCAGACAGUUAGCACACCCAAUUACACCCUCGUGGACUCCCAGCCACAGAUGGGUGUAGCAUCGUCGGGAUUAGAACUCAUGAUGUCUGACAGAUAGAGCGCGAAUGCUUUAACAUUGAAGAGUUUUUAACACCUAAAACUAUUUUAAUGAUAGAUGAGGGUAUGUUUCCAGUCGAGGACGAAGAGCUGAUAUCAAUAUCGCGAUAAAUUGUUGCGAUACUGUCAGCUGUCAGCGUUUAUUGGAUGGAAAUUGAAUCCUGAAUAUUUUAUUGUAUUUAAGAAUCAUAUUAUUACGAACAAGAAUAAUACUAUAAUUAUUAUUUCAUUUAAUUUUUCUUCCCCGCUUCAACUUUAUAGUCAGGUCUUUUUUUUGUAACGUUUCUGAAGAACAAAAUCCAGACACGUUCGACAUGACGGUUUAAUCACUUUAUUAGAUAGAGGAUGAUAUUUAUUAAGAAGAAGAAGCCUUUAUUUUUGUCACACGUACACUCAAGCAGAGUGAAAUUCCUCCUCUGCACUUCACGCAUCUGAAGCAGUGAACACACACACCCUCACGGUUUUCCUGCCGAUCCUGGGAAUCGAAAUAGGUCCCGAACCUUCACACCGUGGCUCAUGUGCUCUCCUUGGAAACGCUUCAGUCAUUACGUCAGAGGAGCGAAUGAAGAAUAAAGUGUCUUUGCGACGCUGAAUGUAGCGAUGAUCGUUUUUCUGAACGAUGCGUCGUCGAGCUUCAGAGCGUUUCUGCUUCGCUGCAUCGUUCUCCUUUUGCCGUGUUUCCUCCGUUUUGUUAUUCGUUCUUAAGGUAAUUGUGGUUAAUGUAGCAGAGAGAGAUGCGAUGACAAUAAUAAUAAUAAUAAUAAUAAUAAUGCACGCUUAUUACUUGGUGUGUGCACUACAAUGCUUUUAAAUCAUCUGAUGAUCAUUUAAUGGCAUUUCCUUUCCUGAUUUGUUCUGUUUUAUAUGAGGGUUUGUUACUUGAAGGUCGAAGAAAUUGCACAGAAUAUAUCAGUCCACCAUUUAUGGACGGUCAAUAAAAAUUUAUAUCAUCUCA